AUGUAUUUCUGUGAUGUUUCCAAGAUGCAAAAAAUGGGAAGCAAUUGGUUUUUAUAUUUUUCAGUACUUUCUGUUAACCUUAUGACGUUUACCACCAACAUCGGAUUUUCUUGGACUUCUCCAUUUUUACCAAAACUAAAGGGAGUUUUGGGCCCAGAAAAUAAUCCCCUACCAGAACCAAUCACAGUCCUUGAAGAGUCAUGGAUAACAACAAUUAUUAGCAUUGGAUCCCUAUGUGGACCACUCUUUACGGGACAAAUUGCCAAUAGGAUUGGAAAGAAGAUGACUCUAGUGCUAUUUUCAUUACCGAUGCUGUUGUCCAAUGUAGUGUUAAUUUUUGCUAAUAGGGUCUUUCACUUUUAUAUUGCCAGAUUUUUGCUUGGCUUGGGAUUUGGUUGCGUCUAUUGCGUAGUUCCACCUUUUGUAGCUGAAAUAUCUAAUGUGUCGAAUCGAGGCAAGACCGCCUUACUAUUGACAUUUAUGAAUUCUCUUAGUCACGUUAGCGUCGUUUCCAUUGGUCCCUACGUUUCUGUGCGAACAUUUGCCUACUUAAGUCUAAUACCUUCUUUAUUAUUUUUUAGUACUUUCCUUCCGUUUGUACCCGAAAGUCCUUAUUACUACGUUUCUAAUAAAGACACUAACAAAGCUAUGGCUUCUUUACAAAAGUUUCGCCAAAAAGCAGAUGUUAAGGAUGAAUUAAACGAAAUUAUUAAAAAUAAUGAACACACACAGGAAAAAGGUAGCUUUAAAGAUGUGGUAGCUUCUAAAGUUGUAUUGAAGGGUCUACUUAUAACUAUCUGCCUAAUGUUAGGUCAACAAUUAAGUGGUAUACAGCCAAUCAAUGCUUACCAACAAGACAUUUUUCGUUCUACUAGCAGUACCAUUCCAAGCGAGAUUUCUGUAAUUAUAGUAGCAAUAGCUCAAUUUCUUACUGUAUUUAUCGCCAUAGGCUUAUCGAUCGAUUAGGAAGAAAAAAAUUAUUAUUGAUUUCAUAUUCGGGUAUAUUGAUAUCGUUAAUCAGCGUCGGUACCUACUUUUUUCUGCAAGAGCAAAAUAUCAAUGUGGAUAAUAUAUUCUGGGUUCCAGUAACUAGUACAUGCUUGUUUAUGGUCAGCUUUCGCUUUGGUUCUGGCCCAGUAACAUGGUCUUUCGUUGCCGAAAUAUUUCCCUCUAAUUUGAAAAAUACUUUAACACCGAUCGUUACAAUUUCAAUGGUGUUUUUUGGUUUUAUUGCUACCUUUACUUUUCCUCUGAUGUUUACGUAUUUAGGUCAAUCAUUUACGUUUUGGGUGUUUGCUGUUUGUUCUUUAAGUGUUCUUCUGUUUAUUUAUUUUUACGUACCUGAAAUAAAAGGAAAAUCAUUUUUAGAAAUUCAAAAUAUUUUAAAAAAAUAA
Molecule: messenger RNA, 1394 nt
Organism: Diabrotica balteata
Lineage: Eukaryota; Metazoa; Arthropoda; Insecta; Coleoptera; Chrysomelidae
Source: the annotation of a GenBank genome assembly